AUAAAACAUGGCUGGACGUGAGUCUGGAAGAAUUAAGGAUUCGAUUCAAAAACGUAUUCUCGACGAUGAUUCAAGAAAGCGUAGACAGAAGAAAGCUUUGGAUGCAUUAGAACAAGAUAACUUUCACGAAGAUCCUCAUGCUGAUUUGGUGAUGAGUAAGAAAGUACCAAAGUUUCAAGAGGAUAAUAAAAAUUCAACUCGUAAGAGAAAAACUAGAUCAGCCGAAUACUUCAAGUUAAGAUUUCGCAAGAAUUUUAUUCAACUUGUAGAAGAAGAUCUAAAUUAUAAUAGUUCUUCGCCUAAUUAUACUACAGCUCAAGUUCCACAAUCUUGUUAUCCAGAAAGACAUUUUUGUACAGUCUGUGGAUUUCCCAGCACUUACACGUGUAUUCCAUGUGGAGCAAGAUAUUGUUCGGUUAAAUGUCUUGGGACGCAUUUGGAUACACGAUGUUUAAAGUGGACGGCAUAAACUACGUAUCUUCAAUCAAUAAUUUAUCUUUAGUAAUAAUUAAGAGAC
Messenger RNA from Ceratosolen solmsi marchali, 517 nucleotides. RefSeq names its product zinc finger HIT domain-containing protein 1. The coding region runs from base 8 to 469 and encodes 153 amino acids. Gene Ontology annotation, biological process: chromatin remodeling. The transcript is spliced from 2 exons. NCBI's taxonomy places the organism in Eukaryota, Metazoa, Arthropoda, Insecta, Hymenoptera, Agaonidae. The record is from RefSeq and is a predicted model, not a curated record.